AUGGAGCUUGCAAACAUAAGAUUGACGAUCAAUGAAACUAGGGAGUUGAGCCAUGUAGACAUCUUCUUGAAGAAACCCAUGAAGAAAGGCAUUUUUGACAUCAAGCUGACAAAUGGACCAACCACGAGAAACUGCAAGACUGAGAAUAGUGCAAAUGGUGGCAGGGUUGACAACAAGACUGAAGGUUUCAGCAUAGUCUAUGCCCGGACGUUGAUGAAAACCCUUGGCCACUAG
Molecule: messenger RNA, 234 nt
Organism: Prunus armeniaca (apricot)
Lineage: Eukaryota; Viridiplantae; Streptophyta; Magnoliopsida; Rosales; Rosaceae
Source: the annotation of a GenBank genome assembly